This is a messenger RNA of Argentina anserina (silverweed cinquefoil), 1539 nucleotides long. RefSeq names its product serine/threonine-protein kinase SAPK2-like. The record is from RefSeq and is a predicted model, not a curated record. Gene Ontology annotation, biological process: intracellular signal transduction; protein phosphorylation. Gene Ontology annotation, cellular component: cytoplasm. NCBI's taxonomy places the organism in Eukaryota, Viridiplantae, Streptophyta, Magnoliopsida, Rosales, Rosaceae. Bases 227 to 1222 code for a protein of 331 amino acids. The transcript is spliced from 9 exons. Gene Ontology annotation, molecular function: ATP binding; protein serine/threonine kinase activity.
UACAUACAGAUUUGUCCUCACCAAGCCAACAGUGGCCAAAACACGAAAAAAUAUCUACCGUCUCACUUACCUAUCUGGCUAUCUUUUCCAUUCUGGUCUAGAAAACCUCUCUCUCAAGUCUCGAAGUGCUUCUAUUAUUAGCUUCAACCUAAACACCCUUUUGCGGUUAUUUAAUGCAAGUUGGUUGUUUAACAAAGAAUUAAGACUGGUUUGAGUUUUGGAUUCCAUGGAGAGGUAUGAGAUUUUGAAGGAUGUUGGAGCUGGGAAUUUUGCGGUGACUAAGUUGGUCAGAGAAAAGUGUAGCGGACAACUCUAUGCUGUUAAGUUGAUUGAGAGAGGCAAGAAGAUAGAUGAAAAUGUGCAGAGGGAGAUCAUGAACCACAGAUCCUUGAAGCACCCCAAUAUUGUUGAAUUCAAAGAGGUCCUGCUGACACCAACUCAUCUAGGUAUUGUAAUGGAGUAUGCUGCCGGAGGAGAACUAUAUGAAAGAAUAUGCAAGGCUGGUAAAUUUAGUGAGGAUGAGGCAAGGUUUUUUUUCCAGCAAUUGAUAUCAGGACUUAAGUACUGUCAUACAAUGCAUAUAUGUCAUAGAGACCUUAAGCUUGAAAAUUCACUCUUAGAUGGUGGUUCAACACCACGUUUGAAAAUAUGUGAUUUUGGAUACUCAAAGUCGCUACUUCAAUCUCAACCAAAAUCUGUUGUGGGCACACCAAAUUAUAUUGCACCUGAAGUCCUAUCCAGAAAGAAAUAUGAUGGAAAGAUUUCAGAUGUCUGGUCCUGUGGAGUCACCUUAUUUGUCAUGAUCUUUGGGGCAUAUCCCUUUGAAGAUCCUCAGGACCCUAUAAAUUUUACAAAAACAAUUCGGCGGAUCCUUAGUGUACAUUACUCAAUCCCACAGAAUGUUGGACUUUCCAUGGAAUGUAGACAUCUGUUUUCUAAAAUAUUUGUGGCAAACCCAGAAAAGAGAAUAACAAUCCCGGAAAUUAGGUGCCAUCCUUGGUUUGUAAAGAACUUACCUAUGGAAAUGAUGGAAGGAGGAAGCUGGGAAACCAAUGAGGUAAACAAUCCAGCCCAAAGUGUUGAAGAAGUUCAGUGUAUAAUACAAGCAGCAAGAAGACCUUUAAGAGUCCGAACUGUCAGCAGGCAUCUCACUGGAAGUAGCAUGGCUCUUGAUGAAGCUGAUGUUGGAGGUCCAGAAGCAGAUGGUGAUUCUGUGUGCUAAGUAGGAGUCAUUGAAGUGUGCAUAUAUGAUAUAAAUAAUUCUAGGCCAUGUCACUUGCAGGGCCCUUAAAAAAUGUCAAUUUGUUUGCUAAGGAUGAGUGUAUCAUUUUUGUUUAACCGUGCUUAUAAUAAUUAAGGGUCUCCAAGCUUUUCCUAUCUAAAUAUGACAACAGCACUGGUCCAUGAGCAGUGACGUACUGUUAUGUCUACUGUGUACUGAUUUUGUUGUUGAUGUGUACUAAACUAGACUGUUAUGUGCACUGUGUACUGAUUUUUUGUUGGUGUGUAUUGGAAGUGUUCUGGAAUGGUCCAAGACUA